AUGCCAAGAACCGCGCUACCUACAGUAAUCCUAUUUUCUCUCAUUUUCCUGACGCAUUCGGUGCCUUUAAAAGUCCCGGAAGGGCUUGGAGACCUAUUUUGUGGAAAGCCGCCGAUUCACAUCUUGUUUAGUGGGGAGAGCGACUUAAAUUCCGAGAAAACCCAACACCAAAUUCUGGAGCUGGCAAACAGCACACAGGCCAAGGGCCGUACUGUCCUCGUCCAUCUCUACAACCAAAACUUCACCCUCAAAAACUCGGGCCCCGAUUCCUUGAUCAUCCACCACUGGCAAUCCGACCCGUGCCCAAAUUUAUCCACCAAACAGUGUGCUAGUCAUUUGUGUUUUGCAUACGGUGGCAGUAGUAUCGUCGUG
Molecule: messenger RNA, 372 nt
Organism: Mesorhabditis spiculigera
Lineage: Eukaryota; Metazoa; Nematoda; Chromadorea; Rhabditida; Rhabditidae
Source: the annotation of a GenBank genome assembly